UUCGCUCGCACCAUUUGGGACCAAACCAAACACCAAAACCUCUGAGCCGAGAGGAAAAGUAUCGGGCGAAUCACGUGGUCCGCCUUCCAUGUAAAAGGGGAGGCGACGGCGACGAAAUCGAGAGAGAGACGUCUCUCCGGCCGUCGGUCAACAAGAGGAGAUCGAGGAGGAGGCCGGCGGUGGCUGAUAGAAGAGAGAAAUGGGGAAGGGGUUUGCGAAGGCUGCGGUUGCGGUGGCGCUUCUGGUGUGGGCGAGCCGGCGGUACGGGUGGGACGGCGACGCGGCACUCCGGACGUUCCGGGAUCUCUCGGAGAGGCUGGGGAUGUGGGCGAUCCCGCUCUACGUGGCGGCCCACACCGUGACCCUGGCUCUCUGCCUCCCCUAUGCCGUCUUCUUCGAGGCCGGCGCCUCCCUCCUCUUCGGUUUCUUCCCCGCCGUCCUCUGCGUCUUCUCCGCCAAGGUCCUCGGCGCCUCUCUCUCCUUCUGGAUCGGACGGGCAAUUUUCAGGAAUUCAAAAUCCGCAAUGGGAUGGGUGCAGAGAAGCAAAUACUUCCAUCUUGUAGCUAGAGGAGUCGAACGUGAUGGCUGGAGAUUUGUACUCCUUGCUCGGUUCUCACCCUUGCCAUCAUAUGUCAUCAACUAUGCUCUGGCUGCCACAAAAGUUGGCUUUCUCAUUGAUUUCCUUCUUCCUACAGUUAUUGGCAGCCUACCGAUGAUUCUACAGAAUACAUCUAUUGGCAGCCUUGCUGGUGCUGCUGUAGCUUCCACCACUAGCUCCAAAAAAUCUCAAAUCUACUCGUAUCUUUUCCCUCUAGUUGGAAUGGUGUCCAGUAUUCUCAUAUCUCUGAGGAUCAAAAAGUACUCCUCUGGCUUUGCAGCGGCCGAAGAAGUUGAGCAAUCCGUCCACAGUGACGAGGGUGAUGAUGCUGUGCACUCAUCAUCCCAUAAAAAAGUGUCUGGCAAUGCAAUCAAAAGGAAGUGAUUGGUUUUUUCUAACCUUUGUUUUUGGAGAAAAAUCUCUCUUCAGUUUUCGGAUUAUACUUAAAACUUGAAAUCCAAAUUAAAAUUUCCUUGUGAUUGGACCACUCAAGAAGUUUAACUUUAUCUUCUUGAUGCCA
Molecule: messenger RNA, 1118 nt
Organism: Phoenix dactylifera (date palm)
Lineage: Eukaryota; Viridiplantae; Streptophyta; Magnoliopsida; Arecales; Arecaceae
Product: SNARE associated Golgi protein family
Cellular component (GO): membrane
Source: RefSeq, a predicted model, not a curated record